GUAGGUCAGAAUUGACGCAAUAUGUCCUGUGGUGUUUAGCGUCAACAGUGUUUGAACGAACACCUUUUUUGUUUGAAAUUGAACAAACUAUUUUUUAAGAUUCUGAAAGAAUUAAAUACCUACGAUGGCAACCAGUCAGCCUAGGCAGAAUUAUAAUGUGGAAUGUGAAGCUGGAGUUAACAAACAGAUUAAUAUGGAAUUAUAUGCAAGCUAUGUGUACAUGUCUAUGGCAUAUUAUUUUGAUCGAGAUGAUGUAGCCUUGAAAGGUUUCUACAAAUUUUUUAAGAGUUCAAGUGAGGAAGAGCGAGAGCAUGCUGAGAAACUGAUGAAGUAUCAAAAUAUGAGAGGAGGACGUAUUGUGUUGCAAAAUAUCCAGAAACCUAGUGUUGAAGACUGGGGAACUGGAUUGGAUGCUAUGCAGGCUGCUUUGGAUCUGGAAAAAACUGUUAACCAGGCUCUUUUGGACCUCCAUCGCAUAGCUUCUAACCAGAAUGACGUUCAGAUGUGUGACUUCUUGGAGACAGAGUACUUGAAGGAGCAAGUGGAGUCAAUCAAGCAGCUUUCUGACUAUGUGACCAACUUAAAACGUGUAGGUUCUGGAUUGGGAGAGUACAUGUUUGACAAGGAAACACUGAAGGGAGAAGAUGAUUAAGAAGUGUUUAGGAAAGAACCAUGUAUAACUUCACAGUAAUGCACCUGGGCAAAUUUAUUACACCCUAAAAUUAUGAUGUCUAUGUUAGUGUAGUAUAUGUAAACAUUUCACAGUAACUAUAAAAAUAAUACAUGUUAUAAAAUCUCUUCAUAGUACACAUAUUAUAAAUAAUAGAAAAACAAAUCAGUGUUCUUUGUUUUUUUUUAAUAAAAAUAAUAUUCAAAUAUUUUAGUUUGUCAAGUUAAUUUAAUUUCACGAAUUAGUGUAUACUGCACUGGUUUUUGCAAGUUGGAUAUUGGGAAGUCACAGUAUGCAUUUUGAAGUUUCCACUUUUGAUUUAAAAAAAAGGUAUCUUUUGUGUUCAGUACUAUUCUAAAGGGUUUGGUUUAUAAUGACAAUUUUUAUAUGUAAACCUAAAACAAUGAAAUAAAGAUUUUUUUAUUCAAA
Molecule: messenger RNA, 1099 nt
Organism: Limulus polyphemus (Atlantic horseshoe crab)
Lineage: Eukaryota; Metazoa; Arthropoda; Merostomata; Xiphosura; Limulidae
Product: soma ferritin-like
Exons: 4
Coding region: 125-652 (175 amino acids)
Biological process (GO): intracellular iron ion homeostasis; iron ion transport
Cellular component (GO): cytoplasm
Molecular function (GO): ferrous iron binding; ferric iron binding
Source: RefSeq, a predicted model, not a curated record